Hansenula anomala is the source of this 1449-nucleotide messenger RNA. RefSeq names its product MCT family MFS transporter. Gene Ontology annotation, molecular function: transmembrane transporter activity. NCBI's taxonomy places the organism in Eukaryota, Fungi, Ascomycota, Saccharomycetes, Phaffomycetales, Wickerhamomycetaceae. The record is from RefSeq and is a predicted model, not a curated record. The coding region runs from base 1 to 1449 and encodes 482 amino acids. Gene Ontology annotation, biological process: transmembrane transport. Gene Ontology annotation, cellular component: fungal-type vacuole membrane. The transcript has a single exon.
AUGAUCACUAUUGAUAGAUUCGAAAGACCAUCCAUCCUGAUACCAGACCCUGCAAAACAUCGUCAUGACUCAAUAGAACUAAAUGAUCAAACUCCAGCUGAAGAAGGCACCAGUACUGCAAUUGGAAUCACAAAACAACAAUCUCAUACUCAAAGGACCCAAGAGAUAUACGAUGGCGGUGAUGAUGACCCUCAAAUUGAAUUAGUUGAUGAAGAUAUAUCAUUCCCUGAUGGUGGUGCUGAAGCUUAUCUUGUUGUUUUUGGUGCCCUAUUAUCAUUGAUUAUAACGUUUGGUCUUAUGAACACAAUUGGAGCAAUCCAGGCAUACCUAACAACACAUCAAUUGGCAAAUGCGUCAGCAAGUAGUGUUGGUUGGAUCUUUUCAGUUUAUUUCUUCUUUGCUUUUGGCGGUGGGAUUUAUGCUGGACCUAUUUUUGAUUAUAAGGGAGCGAGAUUACCCAUGUUUAUUGGGUCAGUAUUGAUUAUUAUUGGAUUGUUCUUGACUGCAAAUUGUAGCAAAGUUUAUCAGUUUGUUUUGGCUUAUGGUGUUAUUGUUGGUGUCGGUUCAAGUUUUCUUAUGAGUGCUUCAUUGGGUGCAGUGGCACAUUGGUUUAACAAAAAAAGAGCUACUGCGUUGGGGAUAUGCUCAGUUGGAGGUAGUCUUGGAGGAAUUAUAUGGCCGUUAAUGUUGCGGAGCUUAUAUCCAAAGAUAGGAUACGCCUGGUCAAUGAGAAUUUUAGCAUUUUGCAGCAUUUUAUGCCUUGGAGCUGGUUGUCUCUUGGUAAAGCAUAGAUUGACAAGACCAACUAGCGAUGAAGCUAAAAGUCCAAAGCAAAUUUUGAAAGAUUCAUUCGUUUUAAAAGACUUGGUUCAUGAACCAAGAUUCUUAGCCCUAACUAUUUCUGUGUUUUUAUGUGAGUUUUCAUUGAUUUUGGUUGUUACUUAUAUGUCAUCUUAUACAAUAUACCAAGGGUAUUCAGAAUCAGAUGCUUUUUUGGUGCUGAUUGUAUGUAAUACAACUGGAGUUUUAGGCCGUUAUUUGCCAAACCAUAUGGGUGAUUACUGGGGAAGAAUAAACAUUAUGCUUGUGACAGUAUUUGUUUGUGCUAUUUUAAUAUUGGUCGUUUGGUUACCUUUUGGCCAUAGUUUGAGUUCCAUGUAUGCAUUUGCAGGAUUAUAUGGUUUUUUUUCCAGCUCAACAUUAUCACUAACCCCAGUUUGUUGUGGUCAAAUUAGUAGAACAGAAGAUUUUGGUAAAAGGUAUGGAACUGUUUACUUUUUAGUUUCAUUUGGUAAUUUAAUUGCCUUACCUAUUGGCGGUGCUAUUAUUGGCGAUGGAUCAGGGUAUAACAAUUUGAUCAUAACUGCAGGAGUAUUCGAAGCCGUUGCAGCUGGAUUUUGGUUGUUGACUAGGUAUUACUGCGUUGGUAUGAGACUAUGCAAGGUUUAA